Botrytis fragariae is the source of this 795-nucleotide messenger RNA. Its product is annotated as putative 2-heptaprenyl naphthoquinone protein. Lineage: Eukaryota; Fungi; Ascomycota; Leotiomycetes; Helotiales; Sclerotiniaceae. The record is from RefSeq and is a predicted model, not a curated record. The transcript has 3 exons. Bases 1 to 795 code for a protein of 264 amino acids.
AUGCACAUAAAAACAAACACAAGUGCUCAUCCUUCAACAUCUAAGUUGCUACCAACACCCAGCAUCCAACACCUAGAAAUAAUCAGAAAAUAUUAUCACCCAAAUGUUCCUUCGGCUAUCAUCGACGAGUCCAACUUCCUUUCAGCAGUUGUUGGCGAAGCCAAGGCUGCUCCUUCUAGCCAUUACUACGAUCAUCUUGCUAGAACCUAUGAGGGUGCUUUUUCCCACGACAUCGGUCUCCGAGUAUUCAUUGAAAGAACCCUUCUGGAACUACCCAACAACUCAAAAGUUCUCGAUAUUGGCUGUGGAACUGGCAAGCCAGUCUCAUACACGAUGGCAGCCCAUGGUCAUAAUGUUCAUGGUCUCGACCUAUCCGGCGCCAUGGUCGAUCUAUCCAUGAAAUGCAACAACACUCCUGACUUUGACGUCAUCUUUACCAUCUUCUCGCUCUUCUGCUUGUCUCGCGAAGAGAUGACUACAAUGGCCUCAAAGAUGUUCAGUUGGUUAAAACCAAACGGACUCUUGUGUAUCGGCACCAUCUGCGCCGAAGACUUCAGAACAACACCUUCGAUGUAUGAUGCGGAUGGAUUGUGCGCCACGGGUGUUGAAAUGAUGUUCAUGGGAUCAAAGUGUUCUUCCAUGACAGCAUUCACAAAGCAGGGUUGGAAAGGCCUGAUUGAGGCCGCUGGUUUUGAGAUAAUUCACACGAAGAGUGAUUUAUUCACGCCACGGCCCAGUGCAGGCAUUGCUUCCGAUGAUGAGAUGCAUUAUUAUAUUAUGGCAAGGAAGAUCUAA